This is a messenger RNA of Acipenser ruthenus (sterlet), 2456 nucleotides long. It is a transcript of the gene ccne1, whose product is annotated as cyclin E1. The record is from RefSeq and is a predicted model, not a curated record. The transcript is spliced from 12 exons. Gene Ontology annotation, molecular function: cyclin-dependent protein serine/threonine kinase regulator activity. The coding region runs from base 643 to 1884 and encodes 413 amino acids. Gene Ontology annotation, biological process: G1/S transition of mitotic cell cycle; regulation of cyclin-dependent protein serine/threonine kinase activity. Gene Ontology annotation, cellular component: cytoplasm; cyclin E1-CDK2 complex; nucleus. NCBI's taxonomy places the organism in Eukaryota, Metazoa, Chordata, Actinopteri, Acipenseriformes, Acipenseridae.
ACUCUAUCGACUUGAUAAUUAGCAUAAAUAAUGUAGGACCGUUGUAUUUUUAAAGGUUGCUUGUUUUGUUUACAUCCUACACUGCCGAGCCAUGCUUUAUUUUCCAGUUCCGUGCUGCAACCACUCCCCUUUUCCGGAGCCGCCCCUCAACCCGCCCAUCGCCGGCUGAAUACAGAAUAACGCCGGUUAAACUUAAUAUUUACUGUUACUGAUACGUUGUACAGAAAGAUAAUAGCAGCACAAAUAUAUAUAUUUUUUGAAAUAUUACAUUGUGUUUUUUUUUUUUUCUGCAGUGACGUUUUUAAAUCAAUCUAGCGCGCCAGGUUUUUAAAUGACCCGCUCGUACUUUCCUGCCUUUCCCACAGACAGCAGCCAAGAUCAGAGGCAAAGCUCAGCGCGCCAGCUCAGUCACUCAAAGCAACUAAAGUAGUAACACGUAUUAGCUGGUAGCAGAACAAAAUUGAUGAAUCAAUUGUUUCCACAAUUUGUAAAUCGUCUAGUUUUUAAAUCAGGGAACACUAUAGCCAAAUUAACUGAACUGUUGGAUCUUUCGUUGAAAACGUUUUUAAAAAGAAAAAAAAAAAAAACAUUGAAAGGAGUAAGGAUAUAUUUCUACGUGUAAAGGAUUCUUUUAAGCAUAUAAUGUCAAGAAAGUGCGUGCAGACUGAGCUUAAGACGACUACAAAGAAUGAAGUGACCAAAGAAAGUGCACGUUCUAGAAAAAGAAAAGCAGAUGUUGCUAUUUACUUGCAGGACCCAGAUGAAGAAGUAGCUGAGAUGACAAAGAAAAAACAAUAUGAAAUUCAGACCUGUUGGAAUUCUGCCACAGGAUGCACAAGUCCAUGCAGGCUUAUUCCCACACCUGACAAAGAAGUAGAUGAACCAGUUAUAAUGAAUACAGGAAGCUGCAUGCAGUAUAGGUUUAAAAACAUCUUCGUCACUCCUGUAAGGUCUUCUCCGCUACCAGUUCUGGGCUGGGCCAACAAAGAUGAUGUGUGGAAUAACUUGCUUAAGAAAGAUAAGACAUACCUGCGUGACAAACACUUUAUGGAGAGGCAUCCACAUCUCCAACCAAAAAUGAGGGCCAUACUACUUGACUGGCUAAUGGAGGUGUGUGAGGUCUACAAACUUCACAGGGAGACAUUUUACUUGGCCCAGGAUUUCUUUGACCGGUUUAUGGCAACACAGACUGACGUUGUCAAAACCCGGUUACAGCUUAUCGGCAUUGCCUCGCUGUUUGUUGCUGCAAAGUUGGAGGAAAUAUAUCCUCCCAAACUGUACCAGUUUGCCUAUGUUACUGAUGGUGCUUGUACAGAAGAUGAAAUCCUUGAUAUGGAGCUUAUAGUAAUGAAGGAGUUGAAGUGGAGUUUGAGUCCCUUGACGACUUUAUCCUGGCUCAACAUUUACAUGCAAGUUGCAUACCUGAAGGAAAACACAGAAACAAGCAAACUCUUGAUUCCACACUAUCCACAGGCGACAUUUGUGCAAAUAGCAGAGCUUUUGGACCUGUGUGUGCUGGAUGUCGGGUGUUUGGAAUAUGCAUAUGGAGUCUUGGCUGCAUCAGCUUUGUUUCACUUUUCGUCACUUGAACUUGUGCAGAAAGUUUCAGGUUUUGAAUGGAGAGACAUCGAGGAGUGUGUGAGGUGGAUGGUGCCCUUUGCCAUGUCAAUAAGGGAAGUGGGCAGCUCUGGAUUAAAGAAGUUUAAAGGCAUCUCUCCAGAGGACACUCACAACAUACAGACUCAUUCCGUUCUCCUGGAGUGGCUGGACAGAGCUUCUGCUCAUCGGGCGGUCAGUUCAGAGAAGGGUCGGAACUCUCCAGUGCCCUCUGGUGUUCUUACCCCUCCUCAGAGUAGCGAGAAAACUGAGAUGCUUAAUUCCUGAAUGAACUGGGAUCCAGACAUGUGACCUGAAAGAAUAAAUGCACCAGCAACCACAAAAGAACCUUUUUAAAAAAAAAACUGAAAUAAGAUUUUUGCUUUUUAAUGUGGGAUAAAUUUAUUUCAGCAUUAUUAAACUUUUUUUUUUUUUAAAUGGUAAUUGAGUGCAGUUAUGGGGCCAUUUCCUGUCAAUUGAAUUUUUAAAAUAACUUGACAUUUUAGUCAAGUGCACCACCAGUCACAUAUUUAGAGCACGGUUCUUUGCUCUGGAUGCUGCUAUAGAUGGUGGAACUUGACAGAUGGACUGCCAGUAGGGAUAAAAUCUUGGCAAGGACUACAUGGCCAUUUGGUCUUUCUUGGCUUCAAGGGCUGUUGGACACAUUUUUACCAAUGUGCAUGUUGAAGACACCAGAAAAAGUCAGCUUGAUAAGCAAUAUAAAAUAUGGAUAUAUAAGAGUUAACAAUUUUUCAGAGUAUUGGUUUACCAAAUUGUAAUACAUGUUUUAUGAUAUAAAUGCUGCUACCUUGCUGUGUUAUUUUUAAAUAAAGGUACUGUCUCAGACAGUUUUGUUUUAA